Knipowitschia caucasica is the source of this 4029-nucleotide messenger RNA. Lineage: Eukaryota; Metazoa; Chordata; Actinopteri; Gobiiformes; Gobiidae. The record is from the annotation of a GenBank genome assembly.
AUGGCCCAACUAGGAGCACUCUUCACUUUAUCUUGCUGUUUGAUCCUGACAGGAGCCCAACACCAACCAGGGAGAUGCAUCUUUUACGAAGAGUGUGGUCAAAACCCCACACUGAACCAAACUCUUAUCAAGCCGAUUGUGCCCUGUUACAAUCCGAGUCCUGCAAGACUGCUGAAAGGAGACCACUACAAGAAGCUUGCUCAGGUGUGUCCGAUGUUGGAUCGAGGAGAAGGCAACACAUUCGCCUGCUGCUCCAUCCCACAACUUGUCUCCUUGGAAACCAGCCUGACCCUCUCUAAAGCCGUCCUCAACCGCUGUCCUUCGUGUUCCCACAACUUCGCCCAUGAGCACUGCAUCAACACAUGCAGCCCUGACCAAAGCCAAUACGUGAACGUCACUAGACUCAUGAAUAUCACCUAUGCGGGAGGCACCCGCGAAGCCGUGGUGGCCUAUCAGGCGUAUUUGUCCUCUAGAUUUGCAGAGAAAGCUUUCCAAUCGUGCAAAAAUGUCCGCAUCCCAGCCACAGGUGGAUUUGCAAUCUCGACGAUGUGCGGCCGAUAUGGGGCCAAGUUAUGCACUGCUCAACGCUGGUAUGACUUCCAAGGAGACUCCAGUAACGGCCUUGCCCCAUUGGACAUCGACUUCAUGCUUAUUCCUGACAGUGCGGCUGCAUCCUUACCCUUCGGUCUCAUCCCGUACAAUGGCAGCGCUCUGAAUUGUAACCAAGAUACGCCCUCAGGAGGCAAAGCGUGCUCAUGCCAGGACUGCCAGGACGCUUGCCCCGUUGUCCCAGGACCCGCAGAGCCCCCAGGCCCGUUCAGAAUGUUUGGCGUGGAUGGGUUUUUGUUGAUCUCUGUUCUCCUCUUGGUCCUGCUGAUGUUGGCCUUCAUCUUCUACAUAUCUGUGUCCUGCUAUGUCAAGUCGACUAAGCCAAAGACAAAGAAUACGAAGAAGGAUUUAAAUAGCAACAAUGUCACACAAAGGCUGAUUCAUCCCGCAGAGAUUACGUGCACUGACAAGAACAGUCUGGCUGCUCACGCUUUUUUAAGUUCCAUAUUUGAAGAGUGGGGAAAGUUAAUGGCCACUUAUCCAUUGACAGUGCUGCUGGUUUCCGCUGCCCUCGUUUCUGUUUUGGCCGCUGGACUCAUGCACAUAGAGCUCACCACUGACCCAGUGGAGCUGUGGUCUGCCCCCAACAGCCGCGCCCGUCAAGAGAAGGAUUUCCACGAUUCAAAUUUUGGGCCUUUCUUCCGAACCAACCAGCUAAUCCUGACUGCGCCCCAAAGAAAAGGCCACAUUUACGAUUCACUACUCUUCGGAAAACAGAACUUCAGCGGAAUCGUUUCCAAAGACCUGAUCCUUGAGCUGUUGGAGCUGCAAACUCGAAUUAGGGAUAUAGAGUUUUUCUCAAAGGAUCUGAACCGCACUGCGAGUUUGAAGGAUGUUUGCUUUGCGCCUCUGAAUCCCACCAACCCCACAAUGACAGACUGUGCUGUGAACAGCCUGCCGCAAUAUUUCCAGAACAGCAUAGACAACAUUAACGCGAAGGUGUUCAUGACCGAACUAGGAGUGACCAAAGAGGUGGACUGGAGGGACCAUUUGAUCUACUGUGUCAACUCUCCACUGUCCUUCAAAGACAUCACAGAUUUAGGCAUGAGCUGCAUGGCUGAUUAUGGAGCUCCAGUUUUCCCCUUUUUAGCUGUUGGAGGCUAUAAUAGUGAGGAUGAUUACACUAAUGCUGAAGCCUUAAUUCUGACCUUCUCCCUAAACAAUUUUCCUCGAACCGACCCCAGGUUCAAAGUGGCACUGCAGUGGGAGACCGAGUUUCUUAAAAUCGUUCAGGAAUAUCAGAAAAAUCCCAAAAACAACUUCACAUUUGCGUACAUGGCAGAGAGGUCCCUGGAGGAUGAGAUUAACCGGACAACUGCGGAGGAUAUCCCAAUCUUCAUGAUUAGCUACGCUGUCAUCUUUGUGUACAUUGCAGUUGCAUUAGGAGAAUACUCUUCUUGCAAGCGUAUAUUGGUGGAUUCAAAGUUUUUGGUGGGACUGGGUGGGAUCUUGGUGGUCGGCUGCUCCGUUCUGGCUUCCAUGGGCUUCUACUCGUGGGUGGGGCUCCCCUCUUCUCUGGUCAUCCUGCAGGUUGUGCCCUUCCUGGUGCUGGCAGUGGGGGCUGACAACAUAUUCAUCUUUGUAUUGGAAUACCAGAGAGAUAUGCGGAGGCCGGGUGAGAAGAGAGAGGAGCAGAUUGGCCGUGUGCUGGGAAGUGUUGCUCCCAGCAUGCUCCUCUGCAGCCUCUCAGAGUCUGUCUGCUUCUUUCUGGGCGCCCUGUCGACGAUGCCUGCAGUGAAGUCCUUUGCUCUGUAUGCGGCCCUGGCUGUGCUCAUGGACUUUGUGCUUCAGAUGACCUCGUUUGUGGCUCUGCUCUCUCUGGACGCACGGCGACAGGACAAGAACCGCUGUGAACUGCUGUGCUGCGUCACUGUGUCCACUCGGCGCCCCAACAAGCCCAACGAGGGCAUCCUGCUCCCAUUCAUGAGGAAGUUCUACGCCCCUGCCCUGAUGCACAGCGUCACCAGAGUUAUUGUGAUGCUGCUGUUCAUCUUUAUGUUUUGUGCUUCCUUGUUCCUCAUGUUCAAUGUGACGGUUGGUCUGGAUCAGGAGCUGGCAAUGCCUCAAGGCUCUUACAUGCUGACCUAUUUUGAAUAUUUGUACAAGUACUUUGAAGUGGGGGUACCUGUGUAUUUCGUCACAAAGAAGGGCUAUAACUUCAGCACAGUCGAGGGAAUAAACGGUGUCUGCUCCAGCGUCGGCUGCAAUCAGUUCUCACUCACUCAAAAGAUCCAGUACGCCACAGAGUACCCCGAACUAUCCUACAUUGCAAUCCCAUCGAACUCCUGGGUGGAUGAUUAUAUCGACUGGCUGAACCCAGGAUCAAAAUGCUGUCGUCUUUACGCCUUUGGGCCAGACAAGGGAGAGUUCUGUCCUGCAAGCGAAAGUGCUUUUCGCUGCCCAUUUAAAUGCAUGAAGACUCCGCCAGACGGUGUUCUGAGGCCCAGUGUGGAACAGUUCAAUAGGUUCUUACCUGAUUUCUUGGGAAAUCGACCCGAUCUUCAGUGUCCAAAAGGAGGUCUUGGAGCGUACGACACAGCUGUGGUGAAGGAUGAGAGCGGAGAGAUUAUAGCGACCCGGUUCAUGGCUUAUCACACGCCGCUCACAAACUCCCAAGAGUUCACGGCCGCGCUACUCAGAGCGAGAGAACUGGCCCACAACAUCACCAUGGGCAUGAGGCUAGUCCCAGGCACCUCCCCAGACUUCGAGGUCUUCCCUUACACCGUGACCAAUGUGUUCUAUGAGCAGUAUCUAACCAUCGUGCCGGAGGGGCUCUUCAACAUCUCGCUUUGCCUGCUGCCCACGUUUGUAGUGUGCUGUCUGCUGCUGGGGCUCGACCUGCGCUCCGGCCUUCUCAACCUUAUCACCAUCGUCAUGAUUGUGGUUGAUACAGUGGGAGUCAUGACACUGUGGGGAAUAGAUUACAACGCAGUGGCUCUUAUCAACCUGGUCACAGCGGUUGGGAUAUCUGUGGAGUUUGUAUCUCAUAUGACCCGAUCGUUCGCUCUAAGCACAAAGUUGACUCAUGUGGAAAGAGCCAAAGAGGCCACAGCCAAUAUGGGCAGUGCGGUGUUUGCAGGUGUUGCUAUGACCAAUCUGCCCGGGAUUCUGGUUUUGGCUUUUGCCAAAGCUCAGCUCAUCCAGAUGUUCUUCUUCAGGCUCAACUUAGUCAUCACACUCCUUGGGAUGGCUCAUGGACUGGUGUUCCUCCCUGUCCUGCUCAGCUACUUUGGUCCUGGUUUGAACAAGGCUGUGUUGUUCCAGCAGCAGCAGAGGGACAGAGAGCAGAUGUCCAACCACAUGAAGCCGGUUUAUGAUAACAUGACUUAUGAAGCCCAAGAAAAUAAACCAGAGCUAAAUGGCACCAUCGUCUCACAAACGGUCAACCACCACGGGGAGGAGAGGGUCGACCGUUUCUGA